This is a messenger RNA of Nerophis lumbriciformis (worm pipefish), 7428 nucleotides long. The record is from RefSeq and is a predicted model, not a curated record. NCBI's taxonomy places the organism in Eukaryota, Metazoa, Chordata, Actinopteri, Syngnathiformes, Syngnathidae.
AUGAGACCGCACGCGCUGUUAUUUAUCUGCGCGCUCUGCUUUCCUUCGGUGCUCGGACAUGUCAGCUAUUCUAUUCCCGAGGAGAUGACCAAAGGAUCGUUCAUCGGCAACAUAGCUCAGGAUUUGGGACUGGACAUCAAACGCUUACAGUCUGGUAAAGCUCGCAUCCACACGGGGGGCAGCGCUAAUUACGUCCAGCUCGUCAAGGAAAAAGGAGUGCUGGUUAUAAACGAGCGAAUAGAUCGCGAAGCUAUAUGUGGCCAGACAACGCCUUGUGCACUGCAUUUUCAAAUCGCAUUAGAACAGCCGAUUGAAAUAUUUCCCGUGACUGUUGAGAUCACGGACAUAAACGACAAUGACCCCGUCUUUGAAAAGGAAGGUAGGGUGUUGGAGAUAAGCGAGACUGCUGUUGUUGGUUCUAAAUUCAUGUUAGAGAAAGCAAUAGACCCUGAUAUAGGUUUGAAUGGGCUUCAAAGCUACACACUUAAACCGACUGAUCAUUUUAUUCUCAAAUUACACAGACAGUCCGAUGGCGGUAAAAAGGUGGAAAUGGUAUUACAAAAGCCCUUGGACAGAGAAAGACAGGAAUUUGUAACAUUGCUCUUAACGGCACAAGAUGGAGGCGAACCACAGAGGUCAGGUACAAUGCAGAUUCAAAUCAAAGUGUUAGACGCUAAUGAUAAUGCUCCUGUUUUUACACAAAGUCUUUACAAAGCAAGCCUGAAUGAAAACUCCGCCUCAGGGACUCUCAUUACUCAAGUGAGUGCAUCUGAUGCAGACAAAGGGUCAAAUGGAGAAGUGAAUUAUGUCAUUGGAAACAGCAUGAGGAGCAUUUCCAAACUAUUUGACAUAACUCAAGAUGGAAAUUUUCUAUUGAAAGGUCCUAUAGAUUAUGAAAAGGCCCAAAAAUAUGAGAUUGAUAUAGAGGCAAUUGAUCGAGGUGGUCUCUCUGAUUCAAGCAAGGUGAUUAUUGAAGUGGGCGAUGUAAAUGACAAUACUCCCCUCAUUCAACUUAUUUCAUCAUCUACUUCAGUGGAGGAGGAUUUACCUGCCAAUACAGUGAUAGCAGUGAUGAGUGUAAAUGAUCCAGAUUCUGAAGAGAAUGGUAGGGUAAAUUGUGUUAUUAAUGAUAAUAUACCUUUCAAAGUCACAUCCAGAAGUACUUUUUACAGUGUUGUUACAGACGGGGACUUAGACAGAGAAAGGUCGUCUAACUAUAAUAUCACAGUGACAUGUUCUGAUGAGGGUGUGCCUUCCCUUUCCAGCAGCAUCACUCUCACUUUACACAUCUCGGAUGUGAAUGACAACAUGCCUGGCUUUGAGAGGAGCUCAUAUGAGGCUAACAUUGUUGAAAACAACACACCUGGUCUCUCUAUAAUGACUGUAAAAGCCAGUGAUGCUGACUGGAACCAGAAUGCUCGCAUUUCCUACAUAUUGGAGGACUCCUCUGUUAAUGGCGUGCCAGUCUCCUCAUAUGUGUCUGUUAGUGCUGAGAGUGGAGUCAUCCAUGCAGUUCGUUCUUUUGACUAUGAGCAACUCAAAGAAUUCCACUUCCGCGUCAGAGCUCAGGAUGGCGGCUCCCCUCCUCUGAGCAGCAAUGUGAGCGUGACCAUCCUGAUCCAGGAUGCCAACGACAAUGGCCCUCAGGUCCUCUACCCAGUCCAGACAGGCGGCUCUUUGCUGGCUGAAAUGGUUCCUCGCUCGGCAGACGUGGGCUACCUUGUGACUAAAGUGGUGGCUGUGGAUGUAGACUCUGGACAGAAUGCCUGGCUCUCAUAUAAAGUGCACAAGGCCUCAGAAAGGGCGUUGUUUGAAGUGGGCCUCCACAAUGGAGAAGUAAGAACUGUCCGCCAAGUGACUGAUAAAGAUGCUCUCAAACAACGACUGACUGUUGUAGUAGAGGACAAUGGGCAGCCCUCUCGUUCAGCUACAGUCAUUGUUAAUGUUGCAGUUGCAGAUAGCUUCCCUGAAGUGUUGUCAGAGUUCACUGACUUUAGCAUGCACGACAAGGAGUACAAUGACAAGAUGACUUUUUACCUAGUCUUGGCUUUGGCCGUGGUCUCCUUCCUCUUCAUUGUCUGCUUGCUACUUAUCAUAUCAGUCAAAGUGUACAGGUGGAGACAGUCUCGUAUCAUGUACCACUCCAACCUGCCCGUCAUACCUUAUUAUCCGCCACGCUAUUCGGAUACUUUGGGGACAGGGACUCUCCCGCACGCUUACAACUAUGAGGUGUGCAGGACGACUGAUUCCAGGAAAAGUGACUGUAAAUUGGACAGGGCUGCAAGUCAGAAUGUUCUGGUGAUGGAUCCAAGUUCUACAGGGACCAUGCAGAAGAUUUAUAGGGAAAAGAAUAUCCUGGAUGAACCGGACUCUCCUUUUGAGUGCCGCUGUCGGCCAAUGUCGCUGUUUUUCUGCCUGUAUGUCGCAGAUAUGGCAGCCACACAUGUGCGUUAUUCCAUCCCCGAGGAGAUGGCUAUAGGAUCCAUUGUUGGGAAUAUCGUACAGGAUCUCGGUUUGGAUGCCAAGAGAGUAAAAUCCGGCAGAGCAAGAAUAUUUACCGAGGACAGCAGUGAGUACAUUACUCUUAAUGUGGAGAGAGGAACGCUCGAAAUCAAGCAGAGAAUAGACAGAGAGGAAAGGUGCGGCCAAGUGUCUCCUUGCUCUCUGCAUUUCCAAAUCAUCCUAAAUAACCCCAUGGAGCUCCAUCAUGUCGAUGUCGAAAUUCUUGACAUAAAUGAUAACGCACCUGUAUUUGCAAAGAGGGAAAUGCAUUUUGAAAUUAGUGAAUCGGCAGUAAAGGGGGCUCGCUUUCCACUCGACAGCGCCAAAGAUCUAGACGUAGGUUCGAAUACACUGCAUUCGUAUAAACUUAGUCCAAUAGAUCAUUUUAAAUUAAAUAUACUGUCUCGCCCUGAUGGCACCAAAUAUGCUGAAAUGAUACUUGAUUCUUUGCUAGACAGAGAAAUUCAGGAGGAACACAAGCUGACUCUCACUGCCUAUGAUGGCGGCGACCCUCCCAAAUCAAACUCUAUAAAAAUAAACGUCAUUGUAGUGGAUGCAAAUGACAAUGCACCAGUUUUCAAACAGUCCGGUUACACAGUAACCAUAGCUGAAAACGCACCAGGGGGAACGAAUAUUUUACAAGUUAGUGCAACGGAUGCAGAUAAAGGAGCAAAUGGUGAGGUUUUGUAUUCAUUCUCGCAGAACAGCGACGUGGCCUCUUCUGUGUUUAGUAUUAAUGCAAAUACAGGUGAAAUCUCCGUAAUGGGUGAGCUCAAUUAUGAAAAAGUCAAACAGUAUGAAAUAGACGUGGAUGCUACAGAUAAAGGAGGAUUGAGGGACACGUGUAAGGUGUUGGUCGAAGUGCUUGAUUUAAAUGACAAUGCGCCUGUCAUAAGCAUUCUUUCACUGUCCAAUCCAAUAUUGGAGGAUUCGCCCCUUGAAACAACAAUAGCCAUGCUGAAUAUUAAAGACUUAGACUCUGGUAAGAAUGGUGAAGUCAAGUGUUUCAUUAGCCUGGAUUUGCCCUUCAAAAUAAAAUCUUCAUCGCACAAUUUCUACAGUUUGGUUUCCGAUGACGUUUUAGACCGAGAAACAGUGCCGGAAUAUAACAUAACAAUAACAGCAAUAGAUGAGGGCACUCCACCUCGCUCUACUAAUAAGACCAUUCAUUUGAAAUUAUCAGACGUAAAUGACCACGCUCCCAUGUUUACACACACGUCGUAUUCUACCUCUGCUACUGAAAAUAACUCCCCUGGUGUGUCACUUCUUACCGUCCAAGCCAGCGAUGAAGACGCAGGAAACAAUGCGCGUGUUUCCUAUUUUCUUGAAGAUGUCAAGCUUAACGGGAUGUCAGCUUCUGCCUAUUUUACGGUGAAUGCAGAAAGUGGGGAGAUACUUGCCGUACGUUCUUUCGACUAUGAGCAAACUAGAGAGUUCCACAUCCGCGUCAGAGCUCAGGAUGGAGGCUCCCCUCCACUGAGCAGCAACGUGAGUGUGGCCAUCUUGAUCCAAGACGCUAAUGACAACGGGCCUCAGGUCCUAUACCCAGUCCAGACAGGAGGCUCAGUGCUGGCUGAAAUGGUACCUCGUUCGGCAGACGUGGGCUACCUUGUGACUAAAGUGGUCGCUGUGGACGUGGACUCUGGACAGAACGCAUGGCUCUCGUAUAAAGUGCAGAAACCCACAGACAGGGCGCUGUUUGAAGUGGGCCUCCACAAUGGAGAAAUAAGAACUGUCCGCCAAGUGACUGAUAAAGAUGCUGUCAAACAACGACUGAUUGUUGUAGUGGAGGACAAUGGACAACCGUCCCGCUCAGCAACAGUCAUUGUUAAUGUGUUGGUGGCAGACAGCUUCCCUGAAGUGCUGUCAGAGUUCACAGACUUUAGCACGCAUGACAAGGAGUACAAUGACAAGCUGACUUUUUACUUAGUCUUGGCCUUGGCUGUGGUCUCCUUCCUCUUCAUCACCUGCUUGCUGCUUAUUAUAUCAGUCAAAGUAUACAGAUGGCGUCAAGAACGCCUGUUUUUUAAAUCAAAUGGAAAACUCCCGGUUAUUCCUUAUUACCCGCCACUUUACGCUGACGUAGACGGCACUGGUACGCUGAAGCCGGCGUUCAGCUAUGACGUGUGCGGAACUACUGAUUCCAGGAAGAGUGACUUGAUGUUUUCACGACAAUUCAGCCAGAACACUUUGAAUGGUGAACAUAGUAGGACAAUACCAAGGCCUAAAACAGACUCUGAAACUUUGGUGGCUGAGAUGCAGCAGUUGGCCGCCUGUGUGGCGCUGUCCACUCACGUGGUGCUGAAAGCAGCUCCCUGGCUCUCUCACCCACCCUCUCUGCUCUCUCCAUCUCCUUCUGUCGCCCACAUCCCAGCACAAAGUGACGCCGGUAUCAUGCACCUUAAAAAAAAUACGAUUCUGGAUUGGGCUGAGUGGAUUUAUUAUUUGAUCAUGGGGCAAAAAUUGCCCAUAUGGCAGUUGCUGUGGUGGUGCCAUCAUUUCGCCUUGUUGUGGAGUACAAUAGAAGGGCAGACCCGCUACAGCAUCCCGGAGGAGCUCAAACGGGGCUCAGUAGUGGGAAAUCUUGCUAAGGAUUUGGAUUUGGUCGUUUCUGAACUGCAUCGACGUAAACUGCGGAUAACGUCGGAGGCUGGUAAGCAGUAUUUCAGUGUGGACCUCGGGAAGGGAGACCUGCUGGUGACUGAUCGAAUUGACAGAGAGGAGCUGUGCGGACAAAGAAACGCGUGUUUAUUGCCCCUAGAGCUGGUUAUAGACACCCCCUUGCAGUUACACAGGGUUGAGAUUGAAAUAUUGGACACUAAUGAUAACUCUCCUAGUUUUCUUACGAAAGAAAAAAUAUUAAAAAUAGCAGAACUCGUCAAUCCGGGUGCGCGGUUUCCUUUGGAAAGUGCACAAGACCCUGAUGUCGGCCCCAAUUCUGUUCGUUCCUAUUUUAUCAGCAAAAAUGAUAAUUUUAAAUUAGCUGUCAAAACGCACAAAGAUGGGAGAAAAAUCCCCGAGCUUGUGCUCGAAAAGCCCCUCGAUCGUGAAAAGUUUCCUGUCCACCAUCUCAUCCUCACAGCUGUGGAUGGUGGGGACCCGGUCCGCUCGGGGACGUCUGAAAUUACUAUAACAGUGCUUGACAAUAACGACAACGCACCCCAAUUUGAGAGGCAGCUUUAUGAAGCAAAUGUCAGCGAAAAGGCGACUCCAGGCUCGCAUAUAUUACACGUGAAAGCGAAUGAUGCAGAUGAAGGCCCAAACGGUGAAAUUGAAUAUAGUUUUGCAGAGCAAACGAAUGAAGACAUUUUAUCAUUAUUUAGUAUUGAAGCUGCAAGUGGAGCUAUUAUAGUUAACGGAGAAUUAGACCACGAAACGAAUUCUUUGCACAGGUUCGACAUUACUGCAAAAGAUAAAGGCAAUCCUAAAAUGGAGGGACACAGUGGCGUCGAAAUAAAAAUAAUUGAUGUUAAUGACAACGCUCCCGAGAUAAUUGUGACGUCUCUAACCACCCCAGUGCCUGAGGAUUCCCCCAUAGGAACAGUUGUUGCGCUCAUAAGUACAAGGGACCCUGAUUCAAAAGAUAACGGCAAAGUUACAUUGCGUCUGUCCUCUGAAAAUCAUUUUAAAUUAAAUCCGUCAGUUUCUAACCACUACUCGUUAGUGACAAACGGGCCGCUUGAUAGGGAAAUAAAUGACCAUUAUAAUGUUGAAAUAACAGCCAUUGAUGGUGGGAAACCUCCACAAUCGAGUACAAAAAUACUUGUAGUUAAGCUUUUAGAUGUAAAUGACAACCCGCCGGUUUUCUCCAAGCCUCAUUACACUAUUUAUGCAAACGAAAAUAGUGCACCAGGUCUUAUUUUAUGUUCAGUGUCUGCAAGCGACGUGGACGCGGGGUUAAACGCCAAAGUGUCCUACUCGAUCUCGGAGUCUAAAGCGCACGACGUUUCCGUGUCGUCAUUCGUCUACGUGAACGCUGACAACGGCAGUAUUUAUAGCAUGCUCUCGUUUGACUACGAGAAAGUCAAAAGAUUUGAUGUUCUGGUGGAGGCAAAGGAUCAGGGCUCACCUUCUCUCAGCAGCAACGCUACCGUGCAUGUUUUCAUCCUGGACCAGAACGAUAACGCCCCCGCCGUCAUCUACCCCUCCCCUCACGCCGCCUCCCACCUUAGACUUCCCCGCUCGGCCAAGGCGGGACACCUGCUUACCAAGGUGACAGCCGUGGACGCAGACUCGGGGAAUAAUGCGUGGAUUUCGUACAAAGUAGUGGAAGCUACGGACUCCUCCCUUUUCGCGCUAACUUUGUACACGGGGGAGGUGAGGACUAAACGCGCAAUAUCCGAGCAAGACGACUCCUCUCAGAGGCUGAUCGUUGAAGUCAAGGAUGACGGGGAACCGGUGCGCUCGACCACUGUCACGCUGUCCGUCCUGCUGGAGGAUGGCGUGAGCGAUUCUGUGUUGGAGCUGAGACACAAGACCUCAUCCGAGCCCAACAAGAAAGGUGGCAGGAUCACGCUUUACUUGAUUGUGUCACUAGCUUUGGUAUCCUUGCUGUCUCUUCUCACCUUGCUAGUCUUGGCGGUGAAAUGCAUGAGAAGUAGCACAAGUGGUGCUAGUUGCUGCUUGAGACGGACACACUGUGAUGAGGACAAGAAGCCCAACAGAAAUCUGCACAUUCAGCUCAACACCGAUGGACCUAUCAAAUAUGUGGAGGUUCUGGGAGGAGACGUCAUGUCUCAGAGUCACUCCUUCAGGUCCUGCAUGUCUCCUAUGUCAGAGUAUAGUGAUUUCACUCUGGUCAAACCCAGCAGCACCACUGACUUUAAGGAGGUCAUCAGCGUCUUGGAUGCCUCCUUACCUGACAGCACAUGGACCUUUGAGAGCCAGCAGGUGAGCAUUACUUUGGUUUUAAGACAUAAUGUCUAG